AUGGCCGACAUCACCGAUCAACACGAACAGACCUCUCCCGCCGACCUCGACGAGUCGCAGGUUGGCAACGGCAACGUCGCCGAGAACAGAGGCGUCAAGCGCCAGCGUCCCAGCACCGCCGACGACGAUGACGACGACGACGAGAAGGGCGGCCGCGAGCGUCGCAAGAUUGAGAUCAAGUUCAUCAACGACAAGUCUCGUCGCCACAUCACUUUUUCCAAGCGCAAAGCUGGCAUCAUGAAGAAGGCUUACGAGCUUUCCGUCCUCACCGGUACCCAGGUCUUGCUCCUUGUCGUCUCAGAGACUGGCUUGGUGUACACGUUCACGACACCGAAACUCCAGCCUCUCGUCACUAAGGCUGAGGGCAAGAACUUGAUCCAGGCGUGUCUGAAUGCCCCCGAACCCUCCCAGGGCGGCGAGAACGGCGUCGACGACUCAAACCAGGUUGACUCUCCCGAAGAGCCCCCCCAACAACACCUCCCUCCUCAACGUCAAGGUAUGCCCCAGAACCACAUGCCUCCCCAAUACGGCAUGCCCGUCAACCCCAUGGACCCCCAGGCCCUCGCGUACCAGAGCUACGUCCAGCAACAACAACGGGGAGGUGGCUACAUGCCGCAGUCUGGUCUUCCCCAGCACACGUCGCACCAGUCAUGA
This is a messenger RNA of Colletotrichum karsti, 654 nucleotides long. Its product is annotated as putative SRF-type transcription factor. Gene Ontology annotation, molecular function: RNA polymerase II cis-regulatory region sequence-specific DNA binding; protein dimerization activity; DNA-binding transcription factor activity, RNA polymerase II-specific. Bases 1 to 654 code for a protein of 217 amino acids. The transcript is spliced from 3 exons. Lineage: Eukaryota; Fungi; Ascomycota; Sordariomycetes; Glomerellales; Glomerellaceae. The record is from RefSeq and is a predicted model, not a curated record. Gene Ontology annotation, biological process: positive regulation of transcription by RNA polymerase II.